CUGGUCAACUCUUCCCUCUUGAAGAAAAACUGCUCCUGAAAUCGGAAGAAAAAGGAAUCUUGAGUCUAUCACAUCCUUUCAGUGGACAUUAAAGAGAAUUGUAGAAGAGCCCACGAAAGAAGAUUUGGACAACGAACGACUGCAAGUUUUGGGGUUGUGGUGACGAUUUCCUUCUUUCUUUCUGCCUUGUGAGCAGCUUGAGAGCUGUAUCUUAUUGCAUGUCAAGCUCCGGGGCUCGUCCUACCACACACGGUGCCAGAACACGUACUAAUUGACGCUGUAGCAGUGUCUCUCACAGAUUGACUCUCUGCCAAGUCGAGACCCCACCAAGAGUGCGAAAUAUCACGGGAAUCUAGUCAGCACCUGCAUCCUAAAACUAAGGUUUGCCUUCUUCUGUUUCACCUUUCUUACAAGCCGGUUUCAUCAUACCGCUCAUCACCCAUUUUGGCAACAAUAGCUGUACAUUCACGCUAACUCUGCGCGUACGGAGCAUCUCAACAUUUGGAGGAAAACCUCUUCGAAAUCACCAAAUUAGCCAAAGCCUGCGUCAACAGUUGAAAAAACAAAAGUCAGUUCAGUCUGCAACUAACAUCAGUUGACGUAAUCGACAUUAGUUGGUUUGAUAACCAACAGAACAACAGAGCACUGCUUCAUUUUGAGACGAUAGUGUGACUGAUUUUCAGCCACCAUGAUGGAGGAACCGCAUUCCGAGUCGGCUAUCUACUCAACGCCAACCUGCGUCCAGCUCGGCAUUCCCAUGAGCGACUGCCCGACGGCCGCCGGCCUGUACCCGCUCCGUGAACACGGUAACAACACCGAUGUCACCUUACCGAUACCUAACUACCUAGACCCCCGGUAUACUGGCUCCUUCAUGGGGCAUUACAGCAGCUACGUCCCCUUGCCUAGCCCCUUUGGGUUCUACGAUCUCGAGCCGUCUUUCAUCCGACGACGAAACGAGCGAGAACGGGAAAGAGUCCGGAAUGUCAACGAGGGGUACGCGCGGUUGCGAGAACACCUACCGACGGAAAACCCCGAGAAACGGUUGAGCAAGGUGGAGACGCUCCGCACAGCUAUACGGUACAUCAAGCAGCUACAGGGCGUCUUGCACACGGAGGAACACAAGGAAAACAACUGCGGGGAUUCGGAGACGGAUCGAGGAUCGAUGGGUGAUUCUGAAGAAGGCGAGAAGUGAAGACCUCUAGACUUUUGUAUCAUACUCAAAAUCAUGUAUUUAUUAUCACAGAAAGACUCUGUAUAUACUAAUGCUGAAAUGUAGCACUUACGAUUGUGAGAAAACACCAAUGUAAUGAAGCCAAGUUUCAUUUGUUGACACAGAUUGUAGUUUUCUUGUUACAGCGGUUUGAAAAGCGGCAAGUAUUUAUCAAAAACAUUUUGUAUAUGAUGCACUUAUUUUAUAUAAAUUAAUAUAUCAUACAACGCAACAGGUAUUGCAUUAUAAGUAAGUUAUGAAACGCUGUAAAAGGUCCCUACGCAAAUUUAAAAAAGAAGAGUUUAAAUUAUUAAAUCUGUUGGUAUAACAUGAAGGUAAUUUGGAAAUAAUCGUUCAACUAUCAACAAUUAUUUUAGAACUUUAUUUGUAAUAAUGGUAUUCGUAUAGAAUUUGAUAAAACACUAUCAACACACCAUUCCAUAUAUUUCAAAUAUUAGGAAAUCUUUAAGUGAGGAAUAUGAAAGAUUACUUUUCAAUUUCUCUUCUUUUUUUACCAUUUUCGUAUUUUCUUCAGCCGAUGAAAACAAUGACACGUUUCGAGAAGUUAGUCGUUUUUUGGAUGUAAUGCGUUUGUUGCAUUUAAACUAAAUUUCAAAAACAAUCCUUUGAAAAGUAUAAUGUGCAUGGUGCUUGUUUUAAAGGGUUUUGUUUGCAAUAGCUGCUCAUAGUGAAGGAGUUUUAGUGAUAAAAAAAAAAUCGUUUUAGCUUCGCGGUUCUCGACCAGAAAACAACAUCCGACAAACUUCAACCAAAUAGGGGCCUAAAUAAUGCUACAGAAACACCCCUUUUUUCGAUGUUCUUUCAAAAUAAGGAAAUUUCAAGGAGUUUUCCAUCUACAACUAUAAACAACUAAACAAUCAUGUGUUGUUAGUUUAAAAGUUGC
Patiria miniata (bat star) is the source of this 2114-nucleotide messenger RNA. RefSeq names its product achaete-scute homolog 5-like. Bases 689 to 1192 code for a protein of 167 amino acids. The record is from RefSeq and is a predicted model, not a curated record. The transcript is spliced from 2 exons. Lineage: Eukaryota; Metazoa; Echinodermata; Asteroidea; Valvatida; Asterinidae. Gene Ontology annotation, biological process: developmental process; regulation of transcription by RNA polymerase II. Gene Ontology annotation, molecular function: RNA polymerase II transcription regulatory region sequence-specific DNA binding; DNA-binding transcription factor activity, RNA polymerase II-specific; protein dimerization activity.